AUGGUAUCAGUGUUGACGGAAAAGAGAGUCAAUAAAUUACUUCAAGAGAUAAAGGAGCAAAAUACUAAAGGAUGUGGCAUGCUGAAAAGAGGAUUGGAUUUGAAGAAAUGUGAAUCACCAGAAGAGGAUGGUGUGAGCGGAUAUUAUUCAUCAUCUAAAAAUCAAAUUGUGAUUUGUUGUAAUAGAAUGAUAGGAAAAAGUGAUUUAGAAAAUACUGUAGUACAUGAAUUGGUUCAUGCAUAUGAUUUUUGUAGAUUUAGACAAUUGUUUUAUUGUAAAGUGAGAGCAUGCUCUGAAGUAAGAGCAUAUUAUCUUGGUGGAUCAUGUGCAAGUGCAGAAGAUUUAAAGAAUUACUCAAACAAGGAAGAAUGUCUGAAAAGACACGCAUUUGCAAGUACUGUGAGUGCAUGCAAACAAUCGGCGUUAUCUGAUGUGGAUGAUGUGUUUAAACAAUGUUUUAACGAUGAAAGCCCGUUCAAGAGUAUAUCAGAAGAAAAAGUAUUCAAACCACAUUUACUGCCUGAUAAGGAUAAAAUAUUAUUUUUAAUUACUCUAUUCAAUGUUUUAUGCCCAAUAGAAGGAAAUAAGAGAGCAAGUUUGAAUAUUCACUCUCCACAAGAUACGAAAAUCCAGGGAGGGAUACAAACCAGCAAUCAUGAAUUUCCCUUCCUUGUUUCUCUUCAGCAACGAUCAGUGAGUGGCAAUGUUUUUCAUAAGUGUUGUGGCUCUAUUAUUUCUAAAAGGUUCAUUCUAACAGCUGGACACUGUGCCUAUGAAGCCUCGGCAACAAAUUAUGCAGCUGUAAUGGGAGUUACAACCUUAUCAGAGUGUACCAUAACGAAGAGUCUAUUUUCAUCAGGUUACACUAUACAAUCAUCAUCGAGUUGUGUUGUGGCCAGAGUUAAGGCUCUUCAUCUACAUCCAAGCUAUGAUGAUUACUCGCUCAAUAAUGAUAUAGCAAUAGUGGAACUGUACGAUGAUAUUCCUUAUUCGUCGACUAUUAAACCUGUUACACUUGCAUCAUCGCUUCCUGCUUUUAAUGCCAUGCAAAUUGUUGCUGGUUGGGGAAUCACUUCAAGUUAUGUCAAUCAAGCUGUUGACCACAUGAUGAAGGCCACGGUUCCCUAUGUUGAAGACAAGUAUUGUAAUGAUCUGGAAUUAGACAUGAGUACCACUGUCGGUAAAUUAUGUGCUGGGGCUGGAGAUGGCAAAGAUGCUUGUGCUGGAGAUUCCGGAAGUGGACUUUUUCAUACUGUGAAUUCAACUGAUUUCAUUGAGAUUGGUAUUGUAAGCUAUGGUCCUAGUCAAUGUGGUACACCAGCCGCCAGUUCUAAUCGAGGUGUUUACACAACUAUUCCAUUCCACAAAGAGUGGAUCAAAGCAAUCUCGAAUGUGAGUGUGGGAGUGAGCGAAUUUGAAUAUGAAAAUAUCGUUGUGACUUCAAACUCAAGCUCUGUGCAUAUUGGUGGUUCUCAAAUUGUUCUUGAAUCAGGCUUUUACAGCAUGAACCUGUCCUUUGUGGUCAUCCUAAAUUGUUUGUUGGAAAUAAUGAGUAGAAUGCUCUUUUCUUUCUGGAUGCAUCCAUAA
Messenger RNA from Naegleria gruberi, 1587 nucleotides. Its product is annotated as trypsin-like protein. Gene Ontology annotation, biological process: proteolysis. Lineage: Eukaryota; Heterolobosea; Eutetramitea; Acrasida; Naegleriidae. The record is from RefSeq and is a predicted model, not a curated record. The transcript has 4 exons. Gene Ontology annotation, molecular function: serine-type endopeptidase activity; metalloendopeptidase activity. The coding region runs from base 1 to 1587 and encodes 528 amino acids.